Molecule: messenger RNA, 1931 nt
Organism: Oldenlandia corymbosa var. corymbosa
Lineage: Eukaryota; Viridiplantae; Streptophyta; Magnoliopsida; Gentianales; Rubiaceae
Source: the annotation of a GenBank genome assembly
AAACGAUUCAGGACCGGGGCAUUUAUAAAUUGCCGGGAAGAGUUAGGAUUCGUAAUAAGACUCCAAAAUAAUUACGUAUUUUAAUCCAAAUCCGACACAUUAACACACCCCACAUGGUGGCAGCCUGACCGCGGUUCCCUGCAAUCACCGCCAGAAUAUCCGCAUAUUUAAUUCCUCAGAGGAAAAAAAGAAAAAACAAAAACGAAAAAACACAACAAAGUUCUUCUGAUCGGAGUCGGUUGCCUAUUGUUAUACCAAAUUGUUUGUUUUUAAUUCCUUGGAUAAACAUUCAUAAAACCCCGUAAUUAUUUGAUAAAUCUUACCAUAUAUAUUAAACCAGCCAAAAGCCCCUUUACCAGAUAAUUUCAACGGAAUUUUUGAUAACAAUGAAUCGGCUGGCAAUAGUCAUCUUGUUCAUCAUCUCUUCGUUCCUUACACUUUCCGCGGCGGAGCACGGCGACGGUGCCGGCGCUUACGAAAUCCUAAAAUCAUACAACUUUCCGGUGGGUUUGCUCCCCAAGGGUGCAAGGGAAUAUGAUCUGGACGAGAAAACAGGCAAAUUCAAUGCCUAUUUUAACGAUUCCUGCAGCUUUUCCUUGGAGGGUUCGUAUCAAUUGAAGUAUAAAUCAAAGAUCAGUGGGUAUAUUGCUAAAGGGAAGCUUUCUCAGCUCUCUGGAAUUAGCGUUAAGGUUUUGUUUCUGUGGCUCAACAUCGUAGAGGUCGUCAGGAACGGGGAUGAUCUCGAGUUCUCCGUUGGGAUUGCUUCGGCAGAUUUCGCUGUUGAUAAUUUCGAUAUUAUUCCGCAGUGUGGCUGUGGGUUGAAUUGCAACAACGGCGGGCUUCGUCGGACGGAUGAUAAGAAGAUUCUUGGAAGGGCUUCUUUGGUUUCUUCUAUUUAAUGUCGUUUCUGAAUUGGUACACUGAUGGAAUUCUGACUAUUGGAUUGUGUAAUUAUUCCUGGAUUGAUCAAAGUUUCAUACUUUUUAUACGGUUCAUCUUUCUUUUCUUUUCUUUUCUCUUUUUGUUUUAAAAAAAAUGAACUGGAUUAAUGCUUUAGGACUAAUGUGCAUUGCAUUUCUUAUUCACCAUGUUUUGUCUUCGUAAUCUGUUAUUGAGCUGAUUUUCCUCGGUGGUUUCUUCCUAGUCCCUAAUAUUGUUUGUUUCUCUGAUUUCUUGACGUUCUGUGAGAUGCCGUCCUAAUCAUGAUGAGUACUCCCCCAAGUCCUUCCGUAUACAAUAAAAGAAGGUUUUAGUUUCUAUGCUCUUCUUUGUACUCACUAGAGAAAAUAUACUCUUUCUGCAUUUUUAACUUUGAUAUCAUUGUUAUGCGUGUUCUGCUGUAAGACGUAAAUGGGUCUAAGUUGAGGAAACUUUAGUAUAGUUUACCUCAUGUGUAUAGCUUGUAUUUUUGUAAUUAAAGGUUGUGUUAUGUCAAAAAUCACCUUCUGCUAGAGUAAUUACCAGGAACCUUUCCAAUAGAGAUACUGCAAAGGCAAUGUCCGAGUUGAGGAAUUGUGUUUAAGAACUCUUGAAAAGUCGUAAUCGUAUAGGAUUCUUGUUGCAGUGAUGCAAGUAUAAUAGUUGUUUCCGUGUGACCUGGUUAAGUUGUGGAUAUAGUCCAUCCCAUUGGGAAAGAUUGCAUCUUGUGCGGUGUUAUGUGUUCUUGUCGGGUAUUUGUUGUCUUUGUCCUGUUUUGGCAGUAGAAAUAGUCUUUGUUGAGUAAGCUCUUUAACAAGUGAGCAGUGAGCUAUCUUUUCUGAUUCAAGUCGUACACCAGGUUGUAUUAUAAAUGUUCAUUGGCAUGAAUCAUUUUUGGAGCUACCCAUCGUAUAUCUAGUUUUUGCAAAUUAACCUUGUGAUGGCCUGAUCUGUCUCUGAUAAGCUUAUGCAAGAUCGUCGAUUCACUGCAUAUGCAGGGGCUCCUAUGCCCG